UGAUAAUGAAGGGGAGGGGUUGAGAAUGAGAGAGAUGUGCGCCCCGCGGUCUGCAAGCAUCUCAUUCAGACGAGCAGCGGCGACUAAUCGCGGUGUCACACCGGCGGCGUUUUCUCCAUCUGAUGUGAAACACCCAGGUUUAGUUUACCGCACAUUUAUGUCUCAGUUUAUCAGAUUCAUUUGGAGCCGCUUGUUGUUAGAAUGCGUCCAGGAGGAGCGCGUCCUCCUCCUCCCGAUGCUGUGCAGUCCUCUCUGUGUCUGUGUCUCAUAGUUGUCCUCCACUGUGUUGUUGAGGCUGCUGUAUCUGAAGGCGCUGUUUACAAUGGAGAAAAUAAGCAGGGUUCACUAAGGAGCAUCCUUGACCAGGUACAGAGUUAUGAGAUCAUUUAUCCCACAUGGCUGCAUCCUCACAGACACAGGAGGUCUGCCAGUACAGAGUAUCCUGCAGAGACACAGGUUCUGAUCUCAGCUGAGGGCAGGGAGCUCAAGCUACACCUGGAGAAAAACAAGCAGCUGUUGGCCCCUGGAUAUCAGGAAAUAUGGUACACUCCCGAUGGAGCCCGCAAGUCCUCCUCCCCUGCCAACACUGGACACUGUUUCUACCACGGGGAGGUUCUGGGCAUGGAAGGGUCAAGUGUUGCUGUGAGCACAUGCUCAGGACUCAGGGGACUGAUUUCUCUAAACACAAGCGUCAGCUACCUGAUAGAGCCUAUUCCUGUUUCCAUGGGCGCACAGAGGCACGCUGUGUUCAGAGCCGAGAGUCUCCAUCUACCCGGAGGUAUCUGCCUGCAUCACCAUGGCAACAGGGAACAUGAGGAGGGUCUUAACGACUUCAUCCAUGGAAUGAUGUCACCACGGAGCACAAGGGAAAAAAGGGACCUGAGCACGAAUAUGAAGUACGUAGAGCUGCUGAUAGUGGCAGACAAGGCAGAGUUUGAGAAGCAUGGGAGUAGUCUCGAGAAGACCAAACAGAAAUUACUGGAAGCGGCCAACUUGGUUGACAAGUACUACAAGGCUUUGAGCAUCCGUGUGGCGUUAAUCGGACUGGAGGUGUGGACUAGCCAGAACAUGAUCAGCGUGUCGGACAACCCUUACAGUACUCUGGCAGCAUUCCUGUCCUGGAGAAGCAAACAGCUCCGUGCGCUGCCCAACGACAACGCUCAGCUCAUCACGGGGAGGGGCUUCCAGGGCACCACCAUCGGGCUGGCACCUCUCAAAGCCAUGUGCUCCGACUUCCAGUCAGGUGGAGUGAACACGGACCACUCAGAGUCAGCUGUGGGUGUAGCUGCCACCAUCGCACAUGAGAUGGGCCACAACUUCGGCAUGAGCCACGACAGUACAGGCUGUUGCCAGGCGAAGGCCGAAGACGGAGGUUGCAUCAUGGCUGCUGCAACUGGGCAUCCAUUUCCACGUGUGUUCAAUGAUUGCAACCUGAAGGAGCUGAAGAGCUACCUGAGCUCUGGAGGAGGGAAGUGUCUCUUCAACUUGCCAAACACCAGGUCCAUGUACGGAGGGCAGCGCUGCGGCAACGGUUACCUGGAGGAUGGAGAAGAAUGUGACUGUGGAGAAGAAGAGGAGUGUACCAGUCCCUGCUGUAAUGCCAACAACUGCACUCUGAAAGCCGGAGCUAAGUGUGCCCAUGGUGUCUGCUGCCAUAACUGCAAGUUGAAGAGCCCAGGUGUGCUGUGUCGUGCUCCCUCGGGGUCAUGUGACCUGCCAGAGUUCUGCGAUGGGAAGGCAGAGUCUUGUCCCGCUAAUUUCUAUCUAGUGGAUGGUGCGUCGUGUGCAGGCAGGCAGGCCUACUGUUACACCGGCAUGUGUCUGACCCUGGAGCAGCAGUGUCGCUCUCUCUGGGGACGAGAUGGACGUCCGGCCCCUGACCUGUGUUUUAGGAAGGUAAACGAAGCCGGGGACAUGUACGGGAACUGUGGCAAAGAUCUGUUUGGGAAGUACAGGAGCUGUAAGGACAGGGAUGCUCAAUGUGGGAAGAUCCAGUGUUUGACCACAGCCUCCAAGCCCAUUGAGAACAAUGCUGUUCGCAUAGAAACCACUGUCAGUGUGGGAAACAGGAAGAUCCAGUGUAUGGGAACACACGUGUACAAGCCUGGGCAGGGGGACGAGGAGGGGCAGGGCGACACUCUGGACCCAGGCCUGGUCAUGACAGGCACCAAGUGUGGUGAUGACUCGAUUUGCUUUAAUGGAGAAUGCCGCAAUGCAUCUUUCCUCAGAGCUGAUGAGUGCAAUGCCAAGUGCCAUGGACACGGGCUGUGCAACAACAAUCAUAACUGCCACUGUGACGCGGGCUGGGCUCCUCCUCUGUGUGACCAGCAGGGGUCGGGUGGGAGUGUCGACAGUGGACCCGUCAUCAUCCACAGCAAUCUCCUUCCAGUCCUGCUGGUCCUCCCGCUGGUUCUCUUUGUGGUUUUGGCUGCUGUUGGACUGUGGUGCUGCUACAGACAUAAACUCCACCCACUGAAAUCCUCUGCUCCACCUCCAGUGCCAAGUUGCUCAGUCCCGGUCGAAGGCAAGCCUCUGUAUGCUGAUGUACAUGUGAACGGUCAUACCAACCCGACAUUCUUGCUCAAAAAACAGGACUCAGAUCACCUGGGGAAAUCCUCUCCUCGUCCGAGCCCGUCUUGCUCAACUCGGUCCAAACAUGCUAUUGUGCGUCCAGCAGUGAAGCCUCCUCCUGUACCUACGUACGCUGCAGAGCAGAGAGAGCAAACACCUCCACAUGUAGCUUCUCCUCACACACAACACUCUCCUCAGGGUUACACUCCACCUCCUCCUAAAUCUGCGCAGCUCAGCGAGCGUAGACGGAACCAGGCUCCUCCACCACCUUCAGGAACUCCACCUUUACCUUCCCUGGACGCCAAAAACCACACACAGCAUUCAGCAGUACCAAAAACCCGACCAGACCCCCCAAACAGACCUCCACCGCCUUGUCCUGUCAAAAAGCCAUCAGGGGAACAGCAACACACAAGAGGCCUGCAGGUUUCCACUAAUGCCCUGCAGAGAGGAAAGGCUGCUUUGGCUCCAUCUGCUGGACAGAAAAAGCCAUACAGAAACUAAGAGCUCAGGAAAACGUUGGGGACCACCUCUCACAUCCAGUAAUGGACUGCCUCAAACUGUCUUUUUGAAUAUUAGCAGCAGACAAAGAAACUGUGGGAUAUGAUGGAUACUUGGCUCUCUAUGAAUUUCAGUGUAUUUACACUCAUGUGUAAAAUGGGUAAAUGGUAGAAUCACAGCGAGUCAUAGUACAUAUCAACAGGAGUAUGUUUUAGGUCUUAAAUCUUUAAUAUUCAGGCUUAAUCUGUGUUUUGCAAAUUAGCCCUAUGUGUCUGCUUCGACAACUUGAAACGGCGAAAGCCGUGAAUUUAAAACCUUUUUUGUUAUUAUUGUCCAAAUAAGUUAAUGGAAAUGUGAAAUAGUUCCAUUUGUGCCGCAGUUUUGAAAGACUGUUCCAAGAGUAUUUAUUCAUAAAGAAAAAUGAAUGUUUACAACGUAGCCUAUGUAAUAAACACGGUGUCUCUUAAAGAGCAUUAGCUGUAAAGGGAUAUCUUAUAUUAAGAAAAGAUGCCAAUAUGGAAGUGCUUAUGCUUUGUAUGUGUGAAUAAGAAUAGGAUUUUAACUGGACUAAAGUGGACCAGUGAAAGCUUUGCAUGCUGUAUUAUGCUUAUGAUGAGAGAUACGUGUCUGAUAUGUUGCAGGAAAUGUUAGGGAUUUAAGUUUUGAUAUUAGUUUUGUUUUAGUGAUUUUAUAUUGUUGUGGUGUUGCACUUUGAGCAAUUUUGUUAGUGUCAAAUACUCACCCCCUGAAGGCGCUAAAGCCUGCAAAAGGGGAGUAUUUGAUAAAUAUGUUGGGUAAAGUAUCACUUUAAAGUGAACAUUUGAAUCCACACUAACUUUUAUUUCUUAGUACUGUCACUGACAACCAGUGAUGAAGUUGUCUUUGUCCAGGGCAAAAUUUAAAACAAUUUCACUUUGGGAAAAAUAUGAGCCAUGAUGUAAUUUACACGUAGCAGUUAAACAUCAACAUUGCACCAUAAAUCUGAAUAAUUGUGCUCGUUCCUAGUAAGAUGUUACUGUUCAGCGGGAGUUCCCUUAUGACCAAAAUGCUCUAAAGUUACUCUUCUAUCUGAGAAGACUGUUACAUAUUCCAACAGUGAUAACUUUGUAAUUACUCUAAGGUACUGUCAAAACUGUGGUCCAUUUGACUGCUUGGGGAAAUGUUUAUCUGUAAUAUGGAAAUAGCUGCCAUGUGUUACCUUCUUAUCAGACCUAUGCAAACCAUGGCACUGUGCAACACUGUGUCUUCAACUGGAAUUCAAAUUAUCACAUGGGGAAAUAAAAGUAUAAUGUCAUACA
Molecule: messenger RNA, 4367 nt
Organism: Cottoperca gobio
Lineage: Eukaryota; Metazoa; Chordata; Actinopteri; Perciformes; Bovichtidae
Gene: adam19b
Product: ADAM metallopeptidase domain 19b
Exons: 23
Coding region: 202-3072 (956 amino acids)
Biological process (GO): membrane protein ectodomain proteolysis
Molecular function (GO): metalloendopeptidase activity
Source: RefSeq, a predicted model, not a curated record